Xiphias gladius (swordfish) is the source of this 879-nucleotide messenger RNA. RefSeq names its product chymotrypsin A-like. Gene Ontology annotation, biological process: proteolysis. The transcript is spliced from 9 exons. The record is from RefSeq and is a predicted model, not a curated record. Gene Ontology annotation, molecular function: serine-type endopeptidase activity. Lineage: Eukaryota; Metazoa; Chordata; Actinopteri; Istiophoriformes; Xiphiidae. Bases 7 to 879 code for a protein of 290 amino acids.
CAAGCCAUGGCCUUCCUGUGGAUCCUCUCCUGCCUCGCCUUCGCUGGCACCGCCUACGGUUGCGGCACCCCCGCCAUCCCUCCCAUCAUCACCGGCUACUCUCGCAUCGUGAACGGCGAGGAGGCAGUGCCUCACUCCUGGCCCUGGCAGGUGUCCCUUCAGGAUUACACCGGCUUCCACUUCUGUGGCGGCUCUCUGGUCAAUGAGUACUGGGUGGUGACAGCUGCUCACUGCAACGUCAGGACGUCCCAUCGCGUGAUCCUUGGAGAAUAUGACCGUUCCUCCAACGCUGAAGACAUCCAGGUCAUGAAGAUUGGCAAGGUCUUCAAGAACCCCCGCUACAACAGCUACACCAUCAACAAUGACAUCCUGUUAAUUAAGCUGGCCAGCCCUGCCCAGAUGAAUACGCAUGUUUCCCCUGUGUGUGUGGCCGAGACUGGAGACAACUUCCCCGGAGGCAUGAAGUGUGUGACCACCGGCUGGGGCCUGACCCGCUACAAUGCUCCUGACACACCUGCCCUGCUUCAGCAGGCCGCCCUCCCCCUGCUGACCAAUGAGCAGUGCCGUCGUUACUGGGGCAACAGGAUCAGCAAUGUGAUGAUCUGCGCGGGAGCCUCUGGAGCCUCCUCCUGCAUGGGUGACUCUGGUGGUCCUCUGGUGUGCCAGAAGGCCGGCGCCUGGACACUAUUGGGCCUUGGCAAAGGAACGUGCUCUACUGAGAGCCAGUCUAGUUUGGAAAUGUGUACACAGCACUCUGGUCCUGGCUUGUUUGAAUUUAUGAGGAAACUCCAACACGGCAAAGCUCAUCAGGGGCGCAUCGUGAGCAUCGUGUUGCCAUGUCGCCUGUUAAAGCUGAGCUUGAGUAUGCCUCAUGUUUAA